AUGCUCCGCUGUUACCGCACGCAUCGACCGGUCGGGUCACCAACGGCGCAGCUGCCGUCUUUGUCAAGCUCGCCUCCCAUUUGGCAAACCCCAGCGAUUGCCUGUCGGCACUACCAUAGCGACUAUGGCACUGGGGCAGUGAACUUCUCUGCCUCCGCCGGUCUGGCACCAUCGCACAGCGCUUCCCAAACGUACCUGGAGUACAUGGACCGAAUGUGGAACAGCAAGUGGUUUGGCACGGUGGAUGGGAGCACGGCCGCGGCUACCACGGCGCACUUCGCUUCCGCUGACCCUUCUCUGUUCACGCAGGUGUUUCUUUCAUGUCAGCAGGCGCUGAGCAUCGAGGCGGGAACGCUCCUUUUGCUCACUGGUGCCGUCACACGCCUCUGCACCCUCUUCUUCUCGCUCUACGGGGAGCGAGCAGCUGAGCGGAUGCGACUGGCUCUGCCAGAACUGAAGAAACCUCAAGAGGAUUUCAAUCGUGUCUACUUCAAUGACUUCGCCUCCGCCAUGGAAGUGCAGAUGGCAGCGAGCGUGCUCAAGAGCCAUCGUCGCACUGUCUUUGGCAAAUAUCACACAUCGAGCCUCAAGUGCAUUGCGUCUCUUGGAAUGGCGCCAGUGAUCAUAACGGGACUCUAUCAAGUCUCCGCACUGUGCGAGAAUGUCGCCCUCGACGUGGGGGCCUCUUCCUACCUGUGGUGCAGUGCCUUGACGCUGCCUGAUCCACUUCUCGUGCUUCCCACGCUCACGUGCCUCAUCACACUGCUCAACUUCGAGCUCGCCCUGUCGAAAGAGAUCAAGACAGGCUGGAUGCGAAACGUGAUUUGGGGCGCGCGGCUGGGAUGCCUGUGCGUCGUUCCCGUCGUAUCGUCGUUCCGCUCUGGCGUGUGCCUCUACCUGAUUGGCAUGAAUGCGGUGGGCCUGCUGCAACCGCUGCUCUUGCGCUCUCCCGUCAUUCGGCGGUGGCUCCGCUUCCCCUCACCAGAGCAGGUGGCCGCCGCCACGCCGCUCCAAAGCACAACGGUACCUUGGACAGCGGUCAGAAGUCGUGCUGCAACACUACGAGAGCGUAUCGUAGCGGCGGUGGCGCCGGCAGAUGAUCCAGCAGCCGCUGGCGCGAGGGCAAAGGCAAAUGACGCUGAUGAUGAUGUAUUGAAGGCGAGCAUGACCAUUCAGUUUCCUUAUCUCAGCCAUUUACUGAACCCGCAAGUCGAUGAGCAUCAUGACCUCUUCACCAAAGCACCAAAUAAGCAGCCAAAACCAGACGUCAGAGGCCGUGCCCGCAUUACACCUUCUUCGGACCACUUGCAGGGGCAGCAGUACACCGCUUCUACGCAUCCCGCUGCUGCCGCCCCUGUCCAUGGCAGCCGCUACGCACGAGGCACAAACCCACUCAUGCGAGAAACGCCCCUGCAUCGUCAAGAGCCCUCCUCUAGCCGCGUAUCACCACACGAGGGCGGACGAGGUAGCGGCAGUAGCGGUGCCGCUGCGGCGGCUGGGGGGACACCUGGCGCGGCAUCAGCAGCUGCUGCAAAGCGUGUACCAAAACUGAGAGGGUCAACAUUCGCGUCGAGUGGUUGGAAGAGUGCCCAGCUGUCGUUUUCAGAGGAGGACUUCACUCCGUCCUACCCCGAUGGGAAUCCCUCCCACCCCUCGUCGCCAUCGUCGCAGUCGCACAAGUGA
Molecule: messenger RNA, 1683 nt
Organism: Leishmania braziliensis MHOM/BR/75/M2904
Lineage: Eukaryota; Euglenozoa; Kinetoplastea; Trypanosomatida; Trypanosomatidae
Exons: 1
Coding region: 1-1683 (560 amino acids)
Biological process (GO): mitochondrial respiratory chain complex IV assembly; protein insertion into mitochondrial inner membrane from matrix
Cellular component (GO): mitochondrial inner membrane
Molecular function (GO): membrane insertase activity
Source: RefSeq, a predicted model, not a curated record